This is a messenger RNA of Hemiscyllium ocellatum (epaulette shark), 1301 nucleotides long. RefSeq names its product CDKN2A interacting protein N-terminal like (gene xtbd1). Lineage: Eukaryota; Metazoa; Chordata; Chondrichthyes; Orectolobiformes; Hemiscylliidae. Bases 82 to 405 code for a protein of 107 amino acids. The transcript is spliced from 3 exons. The record is from RefSeq and is a predicted model, not a curated record.
CUGCGGCUCCGCCGUCCCCCCGCCGCAAGCCGUCCGCUCGCAGUGUCUGCCGGGAGUCGUGCCCUGUGGCCUGUCGGGAAGAUGGAGGAUUCUGUGCUCGAUGACUUUCUCAAGAGGAACCGGGAGAUGGCGGAUCACAGCCUGGAGCGGCUGCGCGGCCUGUCUGAAAGCGACAAACACUGGACGGCGCGAAGGAGCUUCCUGGUGCGGAACCUGUCCGAUUACCCGCGGGACCGCCUGGAUUACCUGGUCGCGCUUUCCAUGGUCUGGUCCAACCAUGUCUUCAUGGGCUGUCGUUACAGCAAUCAGCUUAUGGAAAAGGUUUUGGAUAUGGCAGAUGGCGUACAUGUGGAAGAUGCACCACAUUUCACCACGAGAGAUGAAAUAAUGCAACAGAGAAAGUAAAAGACUGCACCAGGACAGAGAUCUUUUGAUGGAACUGCUGUUUAUACUGUAAGCUUCCCCAGGUGUUGCAGAGAAGAUAUACGGAGAUCGCUGUACCCAAAGAGUCAAAUUUAUUGCAGAUCUUUAAUCUGAAUCUCCUACCAGAUUCUUUUAAUAUGGUUACAUUUAUUAACCGUAAAGAUUAUGGAAGAUUUGUGUAAUUCUCUUACACAGUUGUAAGUGGGAAUUAGGUACAGACCUGCUUAGAGAAUGGAAGGAACGUUGUAAAAUAUCAUCAGCCAGGAUCAAAAUGUUGAAUGAUUUUAGAGUUGGCAUUAAAUGUUUGCUGUAUGACUGCAUCAGCUAAAUUGAUAACCAGGUUACACUCUCUAUUCCUGGGUCAAAGUUAAAUAAUUGAUCAUUACAUGAUGCUGCCUUUUGCAGGAGGAGAAAGAAAUGUUUUUCUUUUAAAACUGUUUGGAGUUUGGAAAAGGAAUAUUUUAAUAUUUUCCAUUUGCAUCUCAAAGUAGAUUGUAUGAUGCUGUUUGGCUUUUAGAGCAAGGUCCAACAUCUAUUUAUGAUCUUACUUGUUAAAUUAGUUUGUAGACGAAAUUGAUUCUACCAUAAACAAGCCAAUACAUUUCAUGUUAUUUUCUGACCUAUUCUGGAUUUCCAUUUCCAUGUUCUUGCUAAUGUGUAUAUUUGGAUUUUUUUGGGGGGAGGGAAGCAGUUUGAUAGCGAAAAUAUUCAUUUUUAAAGAUGUAUCAAUUGGAUUUCUACUUUGUGAUAAAGGUCUGAUGUAUCUUUUCUUGACCGAAACUCAAUGUAUUAUUUGUUAUGGUUUAAGAUACGAUGAAACCUAAGAUUUCAAAUGUUAAGAAUCUUGGAUGUCCAAUUAAACACCCUCAUGACUGAAA